ACAUAAUCACAUUCAAUAAAAUAAUAAAUUACAAAAUAAAACAUAUUUGCACGUGUAUGGUGUACAACUAAAAAAUGCCUAAAAAUACCAAUAAAUUAAUAAAAAAACCGGAAAAACAAUUACACAAAACGAACCCCUUACCUUUCUUCGCAAUCGUCCCAAAACCGCAGCGGUCAGACUUAGCUUCUCCCAGGCGUCAUUCCAGACUUCCAGAGUUCCAGUCGUCUUCUCAAUCGGCGGUGCACUCCGGCGAUGGGGAAACAGUAACUCCGGCGGUGUAUUCCGGCGGUGGGGAAAUGGUAACUCCGGCGGUGCAGUCUAGCGGGGAAGAACCUAGCGUUCAAUUGAUCCGCAGAAUAUGGGGAGUUCUCUGCAGAUAUGUUUCUGUUACACAAUAAUUAGAAACAGAAAUAACAAAAUUACACAAAUUGCAUGUAGCGUAACUGGUGUGUACUCUUAUUUAUGAACAAGAGGUCCUAGGUUCGAGUUGCAUCAUAGACUUAUAUUUUUUAAAGUUGUUUUUGUGACACCAAUGCACUAAUCUACUGUAUGUGAAAUCAAUAUUUGUGACUAAUUAUUUCCAACAAAUUCAUAUCAACAAUUG
This is a messenger RNA of Linum tenue, 604 nucleotides long. The record is from the annotation of a GenBank genome assembly. Lineage: Eukaryota; Viridiplantae; Streptophyta; Magnoliopsida; Malpighiales; Linaceae.